Messenger RNA from Phyllostomus discolor (pale spear-nosed bat), 4416 nucleotides. It is a transcript of the gene ACTR6, whose product is annotated as actin related protein 6. Lineage: Eukaryota; Metazoa; Chordata; Mammalia; Chiroptera; Phyllostomidae. The coding region runs from base 152 to 1342 and encodes 396 amino acids. The transcript has 11 exons. Gene Ontology annotation, molecular function: nucleosome binding. Gene Ontology annotation, cellular component: Swr1 complex. The record is from RefSeq and is a predicted model, not a curated record.
CGGAAGCGCGCCUUUAAGCUCCACCCACGCAAACCAGAAACUGCCCGGAAAAAAAAAAAAAAAUCAACGUGAGAAGAAGGGCCGGCAAGAGAAAGAAACGGCGCCUUUUUUUGUUGUUUUUGUUUUUGGAUUUUUUUUUUUUUUUGCUAAAAUGACGACGUUAGUGUUGGAUAACGGAGCCUACAAUGCCAAAAUCGGUUACAGCCAUGAAAAUGUCUCGGUUGUUCCUAACUGCCAGUUCAGGUCAAAAACAGCACGUCUUAAAACGUUCACUGCUAACCAGAUAGAUGAAAUAAAAGACCCUUCUGGACUCUUUUACAUCCUUCCCUUUCAGAAGGGUUACUUGGUGAAUUGGGAUGUUCAAAGACAAGUUUGGGAUUACCUUUUUGGAAAAGAAAUGUAUCAGGUUGAUUUUUUAGAUACUAAUAUUAUUAUCACAGAACCAUAUUUUAACUUCACUUCAAUUCAAGAAUCCAUGAAUGAAAUCCUAUUUGAAGAAUACCAGUUCCAAGCAGUAUUAAGAGUAAAUGCUGGGGCUCUCAGUGCACAUAGGUAUUUCCGAGAUAAUCCUUCCGAAUUAUGCUGUAUCAUUGUGGAUAGUGGAUAUUCCUUUACACAUAUAGUCCCUUAUUGUAGAAGUAAAAAGAAAAAAGAAGCAAUUAUUAGGAUAAACGUGGGAGGAAAACUCCUAACUAAUCAUCUAAAGGAGAUCAUAUCUUAUAGGCAGUUACAUGUUAUGGAUGAAACCCACGUGAUUAAUCAAGUGAAAGAAGAUGUCUGCUAUGUGUCUCAGGAUUUUUACAAAGAUAUGGAUAUUGCCAAGUUGAAAGGAGAAGAAAAUACAGUAAUGAUAGACUAUGUUUUGCCUGACUUUAGUACAAUUAAAAAGGGCUUUUGUAAGCCAAGGGAAGAGAUGGUGUUAAGUGGAAAAUAUAAAUCUGGGGAACAAAUUCUUCGUCUGACCAAUGAAAGAUUUGCUGUUCCAGAAAUACUUUUUAAUCCUUCUGAUAUAGGCAUUCAAGAAAUGGGAAUUCCAGAAGCUAUUGUCUAUUCAAUUCAGAACUUACCUGAAGAAAUGCAGCCACAUUUUUUUAAGAACAUCGUUUUGACGGGAGGAAAUUCCCUUUUCCCAGGAUUUAGGGAUCGGGUUUACUCAGAGGUUCGAUGUCUCACUCCAACGGACUAUGAUGUUUCUGUUGUGCUGCCCGAAAACCCUAUUACUUACUCCUGGGAAGGUGGAAAAUUGAUAUCAGAGAAUGAUGAUUUUGAAGAUAUGGUGGUAACAAGAGAAGAUUAUGAAGAAAAUGGACAUAGCGUCUGUGAAGAGAAAUUUGAUAUUUAAAUAACAUUUCUGAAUGAAAGUUUUGACUGGUUGCAACAAAGGUUUAAUUUAAAUGUUCUUUUUAAAGGAGGUUAAGGGCCUGUGCUCCCUUUUAUCUUAAGAUAAAGACUUGAACUUAUGUAAAUACUUUGAUGCAUGGCUAAUUUUCAAAGGUUUCCAAGGUAGGUUAUUAAGUGAACUGUAACUUGGCCCAUAUUUUCAUUUCGGCUAGACUACUGUAACAAUGCUUAUGUUGUUUCUGAGAGUAGGUUAUCUUACAUUAGAAGAUAAAAGAGUGAAUGCAUUUUAAGUUUCAGUCUUCAAAGCUGAAAGCAGAAACUUCACUGGCUCUCUGGUCAGUUUUCCUUUGGAGGUAAUUUUGUGUGCCUUUGACUAGGAACUGGCCAGUGUUUUCAGUCUGAUAUGAUUUCUCUCUCUUUUAGAACCAAGUAUUUUACUUUGAAGUUGUCAUUUUUAUUUGCAUAUACUAAAGUUGGAAAGACCAAUCACAUGUGGGUUUCAUGUUUAUUUUUUACUUAGAGUAAGUUUGAAAGGGUGGAGACUACAGCCCAUUUACCGAAGUGUUUUUGGUUACUACUCUGUUGGCAGAAAUGUAUUAUUUCACUCAAUAAAAGUACUGCACCAUUUUUGGGGAUGAAAUGAAAUUUGAAGUUAACUCGGGGUUGUUCAAAGACUUUGUACAAAUGCUAGUGUUUAGUUUAAAAAACUCUUAUGUAAUCUACAGUAUGUAAGUUGUUAAAGGUUAUAUAGCUUUUGAAUUUAGGGGAACGGCUUACAGUGACAUUAACAAAUGGGGCAGGUAGGCUCCUUUGAUUGCAAACAGUAAAAACUCCUUAGGGUUGUCCUAAGCAAAACAACAUUUAUCAGCAGGACAGAGAACAGCUCAUAAAAUCUAAGAAGAAGCUGGGCCACCCUGACUGUGUCGCUCAGUGGAUUGGGUGUCAUCCCGCAAACUGAAAGGUAGCCAGUGUAAUUCCCGGUCAGGGCAAAGGCCUGGGUUGCAGGCCAGGUCCCCAGUUCAGAGUGUUAUAGAGGCAACUGAUUGAUGUUUCUGUCUUGUAUCAAUGUUUCUCUCCCUCUCUUCCUCCGUCCCUUCAUCUCUCUCUAAAAAUAAAUAAAUAAAAUCCUUAAAAAAUAAAAGAAAAGGCUAGACCAACAGCCUUAAGAAUGAAAACCAGAUAAACUUAGGCAUCUAGGUUAUAGGAACUAGGGGACAAUCCAUAUAGAGCCCUGCCAUCAAAAUAGCUCAGCUUCUGUAUUUUCUGUUUGGUCUUGUACUCAAUAAUCAAAUUACACCAAUCUUUUUUCAAGUUAGGAUCAUGCGUCUACCCCAUAGCUUCAGGGACUUGGACAGUCUUAUUAAGACUGCCUACAGUGAAAGAAGGAAGUUCCCCAAAGGAAAAUUAAUGUGAAGAGACAGAUGUAGGGAAGAGUGAAAGAACUGUGUACAACAAUUAUAUAUUGGAUUGCAUUGGGUUAGGGCCAGGUCUCCCUCCUAGACCUAGGUUGGUUAUUAUUACAGAGUUGCAGAUGGAGUGCGUUUGAUACCCUGUUAUUGUAAUUUGUGGACAGUGUAGCAAAAAGAUGCUGGUGGUAGAAAAGAAGCUUUUGCAACCAUACAUUGUAAGAGUGCUAGAAUUUCAGGGUGAUGUGGUUAGAGGUAAAGUGAUAAGCCCCCAUUUAUAGGGUUUUCCUUGACUUGUCAGUAUCUCAUCUGGGACAGGCAGAAUACUGUCAUUACCAUCCAGAUGUUUCCCUGUGAGGAAUCGGGGCAUUCCUCAAAGCUGCGUUGCCAAAACAUGCCCUCGCCUGAAGUCUUCUGUUAUGUUCUACUGAGAAUGAUGCAUGUGUGUUCACAUGCUUACUAUAGUACACUGUAAUUUCUGUGUACAGUGUAGGUCCCCUAGUGUUCCUUUUUGAGACCACAAAAAUUCAUUUAAAAAAAAAUCUUUACCCAAGGAUAUUUCCAUUGAUUUUAAAGACAGGAAGGGAGAGAAAGAAAGAAACAUUGAUGUGAGAGAGAAAUAUUGAUCGGUUGCCUCCCACAUGUGCCCCAACUGGGGAUCAAACCCACAACCUAGGUAUGUGUCCUGACUCGUCCUUAUUUGAGGGAUGCUUAACACCACCAGAGAGGCACCAAAUCCAACAAACAGUAAUGAACCCCUGGGGAGUAAAAUAAGCAAAAGAAACUUUACAAGUUAAUAUUCUCUAAGACUGGUGAAGGAAUUGGAUGUAUUACAAGAACAGGUUGCUGUUGUAACAGUGGGGAAUUGUAACCCACCCCACCAUUCUUUUGACAUUGUUUCUGUAAAUGCUGACUCUAAUAAGUAGCCUGUAGAUAAAUAGCAUGUUUGUGUAAGGAUCCCAGGAACUAACUUCAAAAGAUACAGACUCCGACCUUCAGGCAUCCAAGCUCCAAGCCAUUUGCUCACUUUCACCUUUGGAGCCAGGAUGACGUGGAGACAAGAUGACUAAACCAGGAUGAUGCACGCUGGACCGUCACUUGUUUUAUCAGAGUGGACUGUGCCCAUCUGCAUGUAGAGAACUUUUUAACCCUUUCCCUUGAUCUCUUUGUUCUGCUUCCCCUCUGCCUCCUUAUAAAAACUUCUGCCUGCACUGAGAUGUGAACAUAGGUAUUGAGAUAUGAGUCCUCCAUGUUCCAGAUGGCUGGCAUCUGAAUAAACCAUUUUCCUGUACAUUAGCACCUGUUUCACAAGUUUGGCGUCCGUAGCAACAGGAAGCCAUACCUACGUCCAUUUACACUAUAACAAAGAUAGGUUGUAGAAACUGAAAGGAGGGAUUACUUAUGCUAAUUGAUGGGUUGAAUUGCAGAACAGACACUACUAGACUGAAAAAUAGAAAGCUGAGAGAAUUUCCCCAGAAUGUAGCACAACUGGGCAAGGACUGGGAUAGCUGGGAAAAGAGGCUGAUUGACAUCCCCAGUAUUGGCUAUUCUGUCCACCUAAAGCCUUCUUUGCAGAAGAGGACUCUGAUGAGCUCUCACACAAACACAAAUAUCUUGUACUUGCGGCUUAUUCCGAGAUGCCCAUUCACAUACUUCUUCCCUAAAGCUU